Messenger RNA from Penicillium canariense, 195 nucleotides. RefSeq lists its product as uncharacterized. The coding region runs from base 1 to 195 and encodes 64 amino acids. The record is from RefSeq and is a predicted model, not a curated record. NCBI's taxonomy places the organism in Eukaryota, Fungi, Ascomycota, Eurotiomycetes, Eurotiales, Aspergillaceae. The transcript is spliced from 2 exons.
AUGGGCAGUGCUCCAGUACUCCGCCUACGUAUCGGCUAUGUACGGCCUACGUAUGGGGUACUUGCGCGGUACUUGGGGACUGGGGCUGAGCAACGGGAGAUCGUCUCCGGGCUGGACCAUGUCGGUCAUCUUGUCAUUGAGACCCGGCUAAGCCACACUGUUCGGAUCCAAUAUGCUAAAGAUUUUGGGAUCUGA